Helianthus annuus (common sunflower) is the source of this 969-nucleotide messenger RNA. RefSeq lists its product as uncharacterized. Gene Ontology annotation, biological process: telomere maintenance; DNA repair. Bases 1 to 969 code for a protein of 322 amino acids. Gene Ontology annotation, molecular function: DNA helicase activity. The record is from RefSeq and is a predicted model, not a curated record. NCBI's taxonomy places the organism in Eukaryota, Viridiplantae, Streptophyta, Magnoliopsida, Asterales, Asteraceae. The transcript has 4 exons.
AUGAAAAAGCAGGGCGUUACACAUUUAUCAGGUCAACAUAACGUCGUAUAUGGCGCAGAUGAUGAUAUUGAUAAUGUUCUCAACAAACAAUAUGUUUCUUCGUCUAAGUUUUUAGCCUGGAUGAGCCGUAAUCAAAAUGAUGAAAAAGCACGAAAACUUAGUUAUGUUGAAUUCCCUACUAAAUAUGUUUGGAAACUAAAGGAUCGUUGUUGGGAACCACGAAAAAUAGGUCGUUUAAUUGGUCAAAUUCAUUCAGUUUCCCCAGCUCUUGGUGAGGCUUAUUUUUUGAGGAUUCUUCUGAACAAAGUGAAAGGACCAAAAUGUUUUGAAGAUAUUAGAACGGUAAAUGGGCAAACACUUCCUACAUUUAGAGAUGCAUACUUUGCGCUUGGGCUUCUAGACGAUGAUCUGGAAUAUAUCGAGUUGUCUAAUACUCUAUCUAGACCAGAUUUCGUUUGGGAAAAAACAUGGGAGUUUUUAUCUGAUGGAAUUCUUCGCGCACGCCAAAAAAGGAACAUAUGUCAGAUGAACAAAGAUGUGUUUUUGAUGAAAUUAUCAAAGUUGUCAAUGGUAACAAAGGAGGUGUUUUCUUUGUCUAUGGAUACGGUGGAACGGGUUAAAGAUUUUUAUGGAAGACAUUAUCAGUUGCAUUACGAUCUAAAGGAAACAAAAUUGAUUAUAUGGGAUGAAGCACCGAUGGUACAUAAACAUGCCUUUGAAGCUCUUGAUAGAACACUAGAAGACAUUUUCAAUUGUGAUACUUCAAAAAAUUCUGAAACACCGUUUGGAGGUAAAGUUAUUGUAUUUGUCGGUGAUUUUAGACAACUCCUUCCUGUUGUUCCGAAUGGAAGUAGACAACAAAUUGUGAAUGCCUCUUUAAGUUCUUCCUAUUUGUGGAGUAAAUGUGAAAUCUUAAGGUUAACCAAGAACAUGAGGCUAACGAUUGGAGCAAACACAUAUGAUAUGUAA